UCUCAAGACUUCAACUUGUCAUUGUUUAUCAACGAUCAUAAAGUCACGUCCUUGUGCGGGAAGGGAAGCGGCAAUUUCACCCUGAACUUUCAUACCUCAAAGAACCAGGAUCACCAAAUCAUCGUACCAGGUGUUCAACCAAUCACUUUCCGGAUGAUCCUUAAUUCAUCAGAGGGAACUGAGUGGAUGAAAUUAUCUUUCCGCGGUGCGGGACGAGACUUGUUUGUGACCUACAGCCUGCCUUGGAAAGAGACAUUGUCACUACCACAGGAGCCAGUAUUAAUGAACUUCUGUACAGGAGACGAUGGCGCUGGCAGUUUGGAACUCGUCGUUCUCGUGCUGAUUCUGAUCAUCCUCUUGAUUACAGUUACUCUUGUCAUAGUGUUAGUCGUCAUGAAGACCAAACGUAAAAGUAGCCGAGCUGUAAACGGAGAAUCACUCGCACAGCAGUCGACAGAAGCCCCUUCGAGUGUCCACCUCGAGGAGAACGACGACCGAUAUAUCAAAUGGGGAAAAGUAACUAUUCGCGAGAUGAUGACCCAAGUCCCUUGAGAACGCCAGCACUGCAUGAAAGGGAAUAUGCCAAUGGACCCUGGAACGCUUUGGCGUCGAGAGGGUUUCCCGCUUUCUUCUACCAGGGCUCUGAUGCACAAGUAUCCGAAGACCCUAUUUACGAAGAAAUCAUCAUCACCGAUCAGCUGAUGCUUACUUCGUCAAGGGCCUCCUAUUGCAAUUAUCUAGAGAACGGUGUUAUUCAGGAGAACGAGGAUGGGUAUGUCAACAUGGCACAUUACCUAAGGAAAUGAGAAUGUACUGCUUAGAUUCUUUACGUUUUUGGUAAAAUACACAUUUCAUCGAAGACUUGUUCUUUUCUCGAUAGAAUUUUUGUUGUUUCGUUGUGGCCGUUGAUUAUGCAUGAUUGAAGAUGUAUCUACACAUGUUUGUACAAACGCUUUAUAGUAUUUUCUCACGAAGUAUGUUGCUUGAGAGAGAGAGAGAGAGAGAGAGAGAGAGAGAGAGAGAGAGAGAACAUUCAUUAGCCAUUUAUAUAGUCCUCUAACCUCCUA
Macrobrachium nipponense is the source of this 1067-nucleotide messenger RNA. RefSeq lists its product as uncharacterized. Lineage: Eukaryota; Metazoa; Arthropoda; Malacostraca; Decapoda; Palaemonidae. The coding region runs from base 154 to 552 and encodes 132 amino acids. The transcript is spliced from 4 exons. The record is from RefSeq and is a predicted model, not a curated record.